Molecule: messenger RNA, 360 nt
Organism: Fraxinus pennsylvanica
Lineage: Eukaryota; Viridiplantae; Streptophyta; Magnoliopsida; Lamiales; Oleaceae
Source: the annotation of a GenBank genome assembly
AUGGGAAGCCAAAAUAAUGAUCCAAGCGUUGCAGGUUCAUCAAUUGCACUUCUGCAAGAAAGAUUUAGGCAGUUGGAAAGAUUAAGGGAGAAGAGAGAAGAAAGAGAAGUGGUAAAACUCUUGUCCGAGCCCAAAUGGAUGAUGACUUCGACCGAGACUUGUCAUCAGCUACCUAAGAUUUCCUUCCCUCACAAAAGGCAGUGCCCAUCGUCACAAGUGCCCGUUCAAAAUCCCCUCCAUCUUGGACUCGGCAAGCACGGAGAUUUCCAAGCCAUGAAGAGUCGUUCACUGCAUUCAACUGAGACGAGGGAGCCUGAUAGUUUCGAAACGAGUGAUGUUGAUACUUCUCUUCAUCUGUAG